UCCGGUGUCUAGCAACAUUUUACUUCCUUCCACACAGCUCGACGCGAACAAACCACCAAAGAAGACGUCGUUAACUUUUAAAUGUGCCCGCUAACAGCCACGCUGUUCGCCUAGCGUUUGUUUGAACCCACUCCAGAGUUUUGCCCGGGUCUGUGUGGCGAGGAAUCCCCGCAAACGUCGAGCGUUCCGAGUAGGCCUCCCGAAGAAAGUUUGGUCGAGGGCCUGUCAACAACAUGUCCUCCGCCUCGCAGUCCUCCUCCAGACGCCAGUGGUGCUACCUGUGCGACCUGCCCAAGAUGCCGUGGGCCAUGUUGUGGGAGUUCAGCGAGGCCGUGUGUCGCGGCUGCGUCAACUACGACGGCGCGGACAGAAUCGAGCUGCUCAUUGAAACGGCGCGGCAGCUCAAGAGCUCCCACGGGGUCCUGGACGGCAGGUCUCCGGGUCCACAGCAGAGCAAGCCCGGCACGUCCGGCCCCAGCGAGCCCGCGAGGCUGCACGGGGAGCGUCUGGAGAGGGGCAGGGGUGAGUACGGGGUCUCCCCCCGGCUUCCAAACGGUCUCCACCGAGCGGAGGACGCGGCGCUGUCCGAGGGCAGCAGGCAGAGUCCCAACACUCGGCGGGCCAUGGCCGGCGCCGUCCCCGCGCUGCACGGGACCAUCUCUCAAGCCUUGAUAGCCCAGGGUCUGGUCCCGUCCCCGCAUGGUCUCCUCACUCCAUUACCGGGCUCCAGAAGCGGAGCCACGCCUAUUGCGGUGUCUGCUGGUCCCAUCAUGAGCGACGCCGCCGGCAGAAGACAAGCCGUGUCCCUGGGUGUCGGGGCCAGCACCUCCGCCCUGGUGGGCAUCGACCCUGCUCUGUGGAGGAACAGCGAGGUGAUGGCUGAACUGAACGAGGUGGCCCGGAACAAAGUGGAAGGCUGGCCCAACCGGCCCAAAGCCGUGCGAGAUGUUCUGGUGGCGCUCAGCAGCUGCGUCCCCUUCACCGUGCGCUUCAGGAAGGACCACAACCUCCUGGGACGGGUGCUGGCCUUCGACACCGGCGCCACUCCGGAGUUCGAGCUCAAGGUGUUCGUGGAGUAUCCGGCCGGCUCGGGAGUCAUCUUCUCAGGGGUCCCGGAUCUGGUCAGGCAGAUGUUCCGGGACUCGGCCAAAGACGCCGGGAAGGCGGUGAACUCCGGCUUACGCUAUGUGGAAUACGAGAAGCGGCAGGGCAGCGGGGACUGGCGCGGCCUGUCCGAGCUGCUGAAUGACGGCGUGCGGAUGUUUAAGGAGCCUCCCAUCCCGGAGGUCCUGCCACAGCCAGACACGGGGCUACCCAUGGCGGCGGCCGGACGCCCUGGACCGGCGAAGGGCUCGACUCGCCGCCGCAAACCUUCCCCGGGCUCUGAGAAUGGAGAGACGGAAGGGCGACCCGAUCACCAGUCCAGAGAGCUGUGGGCCCGAGGGGCGUACCCGGGUAUGGAGCCUCACCCGGGCAUGUCGGCUCCACCGGACGGUCCGCCCCGUCUCCACAGCCAGCCCUCGCCUAUCUCCUCGCUCAUGGGCGUCGCAGACAACCUCAGCUCCGCUCAGAUGGCCCGAGAGAGUCCCAGCAUGUCCUCGGCCCACUCCUCCACCACCGGCCGCCCCACCAGCAGCAGCAGCCCGUCCACCGCCGCCACCUCGGCCUCCCAGGCCGCCAUGGGCCAGGUGGGCCCCAGCAGCAACACUAACGCCGGCGAGUCGUCGAGCGGCGGCCAGGCCACGCUGCUCUGCUGCACGCUGUGUCGUGAGCGUUUAGAGGACACUCACUUCGUCCAGUGUCCCUCAGUGGGCCACCACAAGUUCUGCUUCCCCUGCACCCGGGGCUUCAUCCGCAGCCAGGGGCAGGGCGGCGAGGUGUACUGCCCCAGCGGGGAGCGCUGCCCCCUGGCCGGAUCCACGGUGCCUUGGGCCUUCAUGCAGGGGGAGAUCUCCACCAUCCUGGCCGGCGACGGAGACGUGACGGUGAAGAAGGAGAGCGACCCUUGACGGCGCUUCAUAUCAUGAACGGUACGUUCAAAGCUGAGACCCGGUAGAAGCACUUCCCCGUUCUCUCCAGCAGAGGUCAAUCAUGAUGACCUCUGAGGACAGAAGCGCUCUGGACUUCAGGAGGACAGUAAACUACACAAACACACUUACACAAAUAGACGGACUUCAGUCAAGAGAGACGCGUCCGGUGGUCUGCUACAGCACGUGUGAAUGUCGACCCCCCCUACUUCUCCUCCCUGUUCUCGAUCGAAAGCACACACCGUUUUAUUUCUAAUGACAAUCUUUGUGUUUUUAUUCCGCAUCAGUCGCCCUCACUCGGACUGGUCUCACCCCAAAACUACAAAAGAAUGUUGAAAUGUGGCAAAAAAAGCUUUUUCUUUUUUUUUUAAAAGCCAAGGAUUGAACGACGUUGAUCUGACAUUCGCUCUUCGCCUCUAUUGUACGUCAAAAAUGUGAAUUUACUUUGGAUAUGGCUGUAAUUUCUAUUUUUGAUACAACACAAAUUUCUAUGUAUUUGUUUAUAAGAAGACCAAAGAUGGCUUCCUGCUCGGCGUAACGUUUGUUUGAUCGUGUACUCACUCACCUCGCCGUCGCUCACUAACGUUCUCAUCGGUCAGCGAGGUCCACUUCUUCUUCUAUUUACCUUUUUUUCCACUCUAUGUACGCUAAGAUGACUAGCGCCACACUCUUCAAUGGUUAACCCUCAUAAUCGAUUCUACAAUAAAUGACUCAAGUAGACCAAGGUGAUGUGGAGUGUUUUCACCCUUUAUUCCUGAAACACAUGGUGAAACGGUGCAACGCAGCAGGUCAGACACAUGCAGAAGCUCCUCCCAGCACAGAUCCAACACACAAGAUUAUUUACAUUCAUCCCUUUUCAUUGUAAACACACAAAUCCGGUGGUAUAUUUUAGGCACCCUGGGUUAUAAAGACUUAAAAUCAAGGUCACGUCCACUGUGACCCUCGAAGAAAGUGGUCAUAGUUGCCGGUAAAGCUUCUCUGAAAUGAACGUGGAGCCACUCUGAUCUCAGUAAACAUCUCUAGUGGUUCUUCAGCAGGUCAGAUGGGACAGCCGCUGUCCCCCAGCGCCUCCUUCGCCCCCUUCAGCGUCUCCCUCUUCACACACUUCCAGUAGCCGGAGAAGCCGUUCUGGUGCUGCACCUGAAGGCACCACGCGGUGUGUCAGGUGUGAACCUUCUGGAUCGGGCGUCCACUCACCUUGAGGCCUCGCAGCACUCGGUCCUUCAUCACACCGAUGAACUCCUUGUGGCUCAGGCAGUUGUCCCCGUCCAUGUCAAAGAGCUUGAAGACAGUGUCCAGCACGCUCUCCGACAGGUCGUGAC
Messenger RNA from Synchiropus splendidus (mandarinfish), 3349 nucleotides. Its product is annotated as interferon regulatory factor 2-binding protein 1-like. Bases 234 to 2009 code for a protein of 591 amino acids. Gene Ontology annotation, biological process: regulation of transcription by RNA polymerase II. The record is from RefSeq and is a predicted model, not a curated record. Gene Ontology annotation, molecular function: transcription corepressor activity. The transcript is spliced from 2 exons. Gene Ontology annotation, cellular component: nucleus. NCBI's taxonomy places the organism in Eukaryota, Metazoa, Chordata, Actinopteri, Syngnathiformes, Callionymidae.